AUGGAAUGGCUUGGGCAUGCUAACAUAAAAUUCCUUCAUUCGCCAACUCCUCUCAUAUUAAGCAAAAAGGACGGAACCACCACGGAUCUGGCCAAAAUAUGCGAAGAAUCGACACCGCCAUGUCAACUCAAUCCUUUCUUGUUCAAUGGGCACGCUCAAACAAUGAUGACUGCUGUAAAGAAUGAUGGACCACCUGUCUUUUACAAAAGGAAAAUCUUUGAUGCCGAAGAUCCAAUGUAUGAAGGGACUUUCGCUGUCGACUUUGUCGUCCCGCCAAACACGGACGUCGAUGAUAGUCUUCCAAUAAGAACCACUUACUUUUCAGAAAAAGAGUUUGAUGGAAUUGCCUCUUUAGAUACGAGGCCAAUGUUGGUGACUCUGCAUGGCCUUUCUGGAGGAUCUUAUGAGAUUUAUCUUAAGCACGUGCUGUUUCCAUUGAUUCAGGAACAUGAGACCGAGCAAUGGGAAGCCUGUGUUGUAAAUAGCAGAGGUUGUGCUAUGCAUAAGAUCACAAGUAGUAUUCUUUACAAUGCCAGAGCCACAUGGGAUUGCCGACAAACUGUCAAAUGGCUGAGGAAAAAGUUCCCAAAUCGUCCUCUUUUCGGAAUUGGCUUUUCACUCGGUGCGAACAUUCUAACCAAUUAUGUUGCAGAAGAAGGAGACAAGUGUGAACUGAAAGCAGCCGUGGUCAUCUCCAACCCAUGGAAUCUUGAAUCCGGAUCACUUGCUUUGCAGCGAACCUGGCUGGGAAGAGAGAUAUACUCAAAAACUAUGGGCGGCAAUAUGAAGAGACUGCUUGCCCUUCAUCAUGAUGAAGUGUCUAAGAAUCCCAAGUUGGAUUUUGAGAAGAUUAACAACGUUCAAUAUCUCCAUGAAUUCGAUAGAGAAGUCCAAGGUCCAACAUGGGGAUAUCCUACCGAAGGAGCUUACUACCGAGAUGCUUCAUCCACUGACUCCUUAUUUUCGGUCAAAAUUCCUUUCUUUGCUAUUAAUGCAGAGGAUGACCCAAUUGCUAGCAAGGAGGCACUUCCAUACCAAGAAGUGCAGAAAAAUCCAUAUACAGUUUUAUGUACAACGUCAUUAGGUGGCCAUUUGUCUUGGUUUGAGUUGGGUGGAGGAAGAUGGCAUUCUCGUCCUGCUAUCAACUUUCUCAACAACAUGGCUUUCAACGUCAAAUUACCAGCUCCCGCAGUUGCUAACGGCGAGGAGAGAUUCGGCAGAAACCAUGUUUCUGAGUUCAUACCCAUGCGACGCAAACUUGUUUACAGAAGCGAGUGA
This is a messenger RNA of Glarea lozoyensis ATCC 20868, 1278 nucleotides long. Its product is annotated as alpha/beta-Hydrolase. Gene Ontology annotation, biological process: medium-chain fatty acid catabolic process; medium-chain fatty acid biosynthetic process. The record is from RefSeq and is a predicted model, not a curated record. NCBI's taxonomy places the organism in Eukaryota, Fungi, Ascomycota, Leotiomycetes, Helotiales, Helotiaceae. The transcript is spliced from 4 exons. Gene Ontology annotation, molecular function: acetylesterase activity; monoacylglycerol lipase activity. Bases 1 to 1278 code for a protein of 425 amino acids.